Molecule: messenger RNA, 2602 nt
Organism: Nymphaea colorata (pocket water lily)
Lineage: Eukaryota; Viridiplantae; Streptophyta; Magnoliopsida; Nymphaeales; Nymphaeaceae
Exons: 14
Coding region: 310-1863 (517 amino acids)
Biological process (GO): glucosylceramide biosynthetic process
Cellular component (GO): membrane
Molecular function (GO): ceramide glucosyltransferase activity
Source: RefSeq, a predicted model, not a curated record
UGGGCCAUCAACAGUCGCCCUUCCGUCCCGUCCGGUGGAGAAACUCGUGGCCGCUCUUCUCUUCUUCCCCUCCUACAACUACUCCUCGCCUCUCCCUUCUGCAGUUUUCUUUCUUUCCCUUGUUCUUGAUCGUCAUCGAUCAUCAUCAUCUUUCUCAUUCGGUCUGGAGGUAUCCUCACUUCUGGUUUCUUCUCCGUCGAUCCUCCCUGGCGACUCGCGUACAAUGCCGAUCUGAGUGGCUCCAGCAAGGUUUGCGCUCCCGUCUUUGGCUCGCUUUCUGCGCCAUCGGAUAAUUGUCGGUGUCUCAGGAUGCUCCCGUCCGGGACGCUCGACUCAUUUCUCGGCGCGACCAGCGACGCCUUCUGCAGCCCCCUGGCGGUCUUCAUCCAGAUUCAGGGAUGCGUAAUUUGUUUAACGCUUGCAUUGGGCUGGACUUUGGCUGCAUGUGUCAGGAAUAGAAUGAUUGAAAAGAUUAAAGAUCGAAUCCGGAUAGGCAAUAGCUUUGCAUUUCUGUGUGAUGAUAUUAAUGACCUUGAUCACUACAACCAGAUAAACUUGCCAAGAGUAUCAGUUGUCAUGCCCCUGAAAGGCUUUGGAGAACACAACUUGAAAAACUGGAGAACUCAGAUAACCUCCCUCUAUGGUGGGCCAUUAGAAUUUCUUUUUGUAGUUGAAAGUACUGACGAUCCAGCAUAUCAUGCUGUUUCCUUCUUGAUUUCAGACUUUAAGGAUUGCAUUGAUGCAAAGAUUGUUGUAGCUGGAUUAUCAACAACUUGCAGUCAGAAAAUUCAUAAUCAACUUGUAGGUGUCGAAAGAAUGCAUAAAGAUAGCAAAUAUGUCUUGUUCCUAGAUGAUGAUGUUCGGCUUCAUCCUGGGACCAUUGGAGCGCUCACUGCAGAGAUGGAGAAGAACCCCAAGGUUUUUAUUCAAACUGGAUAUCCUCUUGAUUUGCCCUCUGGGAGUCUAGGGAGCUACUGCAUUUAUGAAUAUCAUAUGCCUUGUUCAAUGGGAUUUGCGACUGGUGGAAGAACAUUUUUCCUGUGGGGAGGUUGCAUGAUGAUGCAUGCAGAUGAUUUCAGGAACGACCAUUAUGGUGUGGUUACUUCUCUUAGAGAUGGUGGAUACUCUGAUGAUAUGACCCUUGCUGCUGUAGCAGGUGCACAUAAGCAGCUAAUAACUUCACCACCAGUUGCUGUCUUUCCUCAUCCACUUGCAAGUGAUCUAAGUUUUGCAAGAUAUUGGAAUUAUUUGAGGAAGCAAACAUUUGUUCUGGAGUCAUAUGUUACAUGGGUCAAUUGGAUUAUGAACAAAGCUUUAUUUGCUGUACAUUGUUAUCUGUCCUGGUGUUUUGUUAUGCCAUAUUUUAUGGCAACAAUUCAUGUUGCAGCUGCAGUAAGAGUUGGACAUUAUGAUUCCUUAAGAAAAGAGACAUCGUACAAUUUUGGUUUAUGGCUUGUUGGAUGCUUGGUUGUAUCAACAACCAUUGAACUUCUUUCUAUGUGGAACCUCACGAAAGUUGAGAUUCAACUGUGCAAUAUGUUAUCACCAGAAGAACCACCAAUUUUAUUGGAUUCAUACAACUGGUGUCUUGUCUUCCUUGCCAUGUUAGUUGACAACUUUUUGUACCCAAUCUCAGCUAUGCGUUCGCAUUUUACACAGUCCAUAAAUUGGUCUGGUGUUCGGUACCACCUGAAAAAUGGCAAGGUGGACAAGAUUGAUCGGAUGAAGGAACCUGUCCUGUCAGACUUGGGCGGAAAGCAUCUAUAUAAUAAAAAAGGCCAUCCAUUCAGUGCUUCUUUCCUGAAAUCGCUAAGCAGGAGUUUUAUGCAACGACGACAACUGAAGAAACAUGGUGACGAUUAAGGCACAAGGUUUUUACAAUAUUCGAGUUCUUUCCUGGAUAUGAUAUCUGAGCCUUCAGGAAUUUUGUAAUACACAUUUUGUCAGUCCUGUAUUAUUUGCCAAGUGAAACUUCCCUAUGGCUACUCAUGAGUCCUGAGAAGCUCCUUUCUUCUGUAUUUUUCUUGGUUCCAUUGAGGUUCAACCUACCUUUUUGUUUUACAGUUGAUCGAUUCCUUUCAAGUCCUUCCCUAAACUGGAUUGGACGUCCAUGUCUGUAAAAUUACUUAAGCCGGGAUAGCUGAGUUACAUCAUUCUUUUCAUCUAAGUUCCCCUACCUUGGCUUUCUGAAGGUACUGUUAAGUCUGGCAUUCUAUCCGUGGAAUUUGUAGUUGAAUCUUGGAUUUGGGUUGAUACCCAUGUCCAUUAAUGACCUUUCAAUCUCUUGAUUAUUCAAUUCUUGGCAUUGGCAUGUGGUUCUUUGCCCUGUUUUUCAUGUGAUCUGGUAUUUUUCUCUUAAGAUGUGAUAUCAUCUCUUUUAAUAUGUCUUUUAGCAAUAGGCAGUUUGGAUCGGGUCGGAUCUAAUCAGAAUCCAAAUCUAAGCCGCCUCUAGCUUCGGAUCCAAUAUUUUGUAUGCAUGUAGCUUUGAACUCAAAUUGUAAUUCUGACUCAGUUGCAAAAUUGCUUGAGCUUGAGGGAGAUGCUUGGGCCCUCGUUUCUUCAGCAAGCCCACUUGGUUGUCUUCAGAUCCGGGUUUGCAAUC